This is a messenger RNA of Anopheles stephensi (Asian malaria mosquito), 1420 nucleotides long. RefSeq names its product F-box/WD repeat-containing protein 4. Bases 112 to 1356 code for a protein of 414 amino acids. The transcript is spliced from 2 exons. The record is from RefSeq and is a predicted model, not a curated record. NCBI's taxonomy places the organism in Eukaryota, Metazoa, Arthropoda, Insecta, Diptera, Culicidae. Gene Ontology annotation, biological process: SCF-dependent proteasomal ubiquitin-dependent protein catabolic process. Gene Ontology annotation, molecular function: protein binding. Gene Ontology annotation, cellular component: SCF ubiquitin ligase complex.
CGAAAUGACAGCGGCCGGAGUGACGGGUGCAACAGGAAAACAACAACAAGCGUAAAUGUAAACAUUGCAAAUAGCGAAAGAAAAUUCUUUCCCGUCCUACGGACUGCCGGAAUGCCCAGUGAAAGCGAUACAGGCAGCAUUAGCAGCACCUCCAGCAGGCAGCUCUGCGAUCUGGACGAAUACUCCCUGGAGCAUGUGUUUCUGUUUCUCUCCGUAGCGGACCUUGACCGGUGCGUGUUGGUUUGCAAAAAGUUCCAGCACAUUAUCCAACGGUUCGUGUUUCCCAAAAAAUGCCUGCGUGCCCUAGUCGGCGGCUCGCCCUGCGGGGCUGCCCUAAGCCUGUACGCGUUCACGCGUCGGAAACGGGUCAAGCUGGACGAAAAUUGGCGCUACGGACGGUACGAGGAGCGGUCGUACUUUAACCACAACGUGAUGUACAUCUCGCAGCUGGCGAUCGACCGCGACUGGCUUUACAUCACGCAUCGUGGCCGCCUGCAGGCACACAGAAGAACAAAAGAUCGGCAGAUGGUUGCUACCGGCAGCCAGUGGGUGAUGGGCGUUGCCCGCGACUCGGACAUUACGAGUCUGGUACAAAUGGGCGACCGUUUUUUGAUGGGUCGUAUGAACGGGCAGAUCGUGCUCUACGACCCGGCCACAACGAGAUCCUAUUCGCAAACAGUUACGAACGACAUUAUCAAGGCGGUGGAUUUCAACACGGACGUGUACGCGGUAACGACGAAAAAUGACUCGACGUACAUCCUGAACCGAUCAUCGUUGGAACUGGAACCGCUAUCGAUGCACAGUGACGGCCUGUUAACGGAAUCAUUUGUUUUUCCGGAAGCAUACGAGACAAUCAAGCUGAACAGCAAUCAGCUGGUGGGAGGGAAGUUUCAUUGUAGCAAAAAGCAGGCACUACAAUUAAUAGAUUUGUUCAGCUGUACAAUGAUACAAUUGAAUUCACCCUCGAUGGCGGUUUACGAUGUGCUGUGGAUGGACGAGCACUGCAUUCUGUCGGGCAAUUUUGACACCACCAUGCGGCUGAUCGAUACACGCACCGGUGGCGAUGAGGCCUGUUGGACAGAUCCGUACAAUGCAUCCGUCUACUGUCUUUCCUACAAUGGCACGUAUGCCGUGCACUGCGGGAUGAAAUACCAUCACCGCGCCAACCUGUACGAUAUCCGGGUGCCGAACCGCUGUGUUCAGAUGUAUUUUCCCUCGAAAAAGCAUAAUCACUACUCGCCGGUGUACAGCAUUGCGGCCGACUGUAGUCAAAUGUUCCUUGUUACCGAUCACAAUCUGCGAAUACUUAAUUUCGAUGCUGAUUGGGCUGCCACAAAGGAUUAUGCCGCGAUGUAGGGUGCGGCGAAUGGGGAGGGAAUUCGUUCAGCAAUCAAUAAAUUUGUUCCGAUAGAACCUUAAA